Molecule: messenger RNA, 510 nt
Organism: Meloidogyne enterolobii
Lineage: Eukaryota; Metazoa; Nematoda; Chromadorea; Rhabditida; Meloidogynidae
Source: the annotation of a GenBank genome assembly
AUGAAACUGAAAACAUUUGUUUCAUUCCUUCUCUUGUUUGGCGCCUUCAGCGGGACUUUUCUUUUUGUUACAACUCAACAGGAAGACUAUAAUGAUGUUGCGAAUAAUAUUUGGGAUUUUAAUGAAGUUCCUGAAGAAGCUCCUCAAAUUGAACAAAAUCAAGACGAUUCAAAUAACGAUAACAAUAAGGAGACAGAAACACCAUCUUCUGUUGCUACCAAUUCUGAUUCAACAGCAAUUACUUCAACAACGUCCACGGGGAAUUUAACAACACAGGAAAUGACAAACACUACAAAGAAUGUCUCAGAGACUACAACUACAACAAAGGCAACCACAAUGACAAAGAAUGGGACUUCAACAACUUCGGCCGCAAUUAAUGAAACGGGGACCACGGUAAAGCUGGUUUUUGAUAAAAUAUUAAAAAUGGUUUUGGUCCUCCUUUUAGUCCUCUCCUCCUCAUUUGGUCCUCCUUUUUUCCUCCUCCUCCACUUUUGGUAUAAGCCUAAUUGA